This is a messenger RNA of Cryptomeria japonica (Japanese cedar), 2034 nucleotides long. Its product is annotated as probable cellulose synthase A catalytic subunit 10 [UDP-forming]. Gene Ontology annotation, molecular function: cellulose synthase (UDP-forming) activity. The record is from RefSeq and is a predicted model, not a curated record. The transcript is spliced from 7 exons. Bases 87 to 755 code for a protein of 222 amino acids. Gene Ontology annotation, cellular component: plasma membrane; trans-Golgi network. Gene Ontology annotation, biological process: cellulose biosynthetic process; plant-type primary cell wall biogenesis. NCBI's taxonomy places the organism in Eukaryota, Viridiplantae, Streptophyta, Pinopsida, Cupressales, Cupressaceae.
UCAUUUCUUCGUGUCUCUUUUAUGCCGCCGGAUUUUUUUCCCUCUUCACUCGUCACCCUCUUCUCUGCUUCCGCGGCGGCAUCGGCAUGAAAUUUCCAUUGGCGGGAAUGAUGGGCGUCGUCUCAUACUUAUCGCAUGAGUUCCUCAAUCUUCCUCAAUCUUCCUGGCUUGGUCACGCCCUCCAACUCUUCGUUCAAGUGGAGAUUGAGAACAAAAUUCGUGGACGGGCUCACAUCCUUGCGUUGAAAGGGCGAUUAUGUAACGAAUUUUUGCUAACCCAACAGUUCAAUGAUGGAAAAUUUGCAGUAUUCGUCAAGUUACUAAAUCUAUGGUUAAGAAGAGCGGUUGAUCAAGGACCUACAGCCGUUGGGGUAACAGAUGGAAUGCCAUGGAUAGGCAACAACCCUCAAGACCAUCCUGGGAUGAUUCAGGUAUUCUUAGGUCAUAUUGGGGCACUUGACAUUGUUGGAAAUGAACUACCCUGCUUAGUUUAUGUAUCUCGUGAAAAGAGGCCUGGCUUCCAACACCACAAGAGAGCUGGUGCAAUGAAUGCAUUGUCAAUACAAGAAAAGACGUUAGAGGGAAGCACUAGUUCAGAAUCAGAAUGGACAUCCUUUAUCCAAAGUGGGUCUGAAUUCCUUGAAUUUGUGAAUAAGCAUAUUCAGCUGGAGAUGGUAACUGCUAAUUUUAAUUUUAUUUUGAGUAAAAGAUUAGUUAGCAGUAUGUUGAAAUUAUUUACGAGGAGUCAGAGUUAAAGGUGGUUGUAUUUACAGCGAGAUGAAGGUAACAUAUAAGCUGUAGCACAAAUAUUGCAAAGUGUGGAGAAGGCACGCCGGAUGGUUGGAGGAUUAUCUCUUGUAGCCUUCUUGCUAGACCAGAUUGAAGAAAACCGGAGUGAAUACAUUGAACUCUUAAGACAAAUGUUUAAGCUUGCUGGGUAUAUCAGAAGGAUGAGGUAUGAUAUACCACAAGAAGAAAAUAUAUUGAAUGAGGCAAUUAUAUUGAUUGUUGAAGGAUCCAUGAUAUGCGCUUUGCAAAUAAAGUCUAGAAUACUUUUCUGUCAUCAAUCCACCACGAUUAGAUGGAGAAAGAAACCCCAACAUAGCAAAUAACAUUGUCACAAUUGUCAUACCAAUAAACUGUACUCCAGUUCCUACAUAGACACAGAGUAGGCUUGAAUUGGAUGGGGGCCUGAAUACAUCUCCGUGGACCAGUUUCCAUCCUAUUUCUUCUUGCAGUUGUGGGUGUUUAUGGGUUUGUUUGGUGGUUACUCUUCUGUUCGGUUGUACAAGAUGUUCAAAGGUACAGAAUGGAAAACAAACACAAUCAAGACUGCUUUCACAUUCCCUGGCAUUGCUUUUGCCAUUUUCUUUAUACUCAAUGGACUGAUCUGGGGUGAAAAGUCCUCUGGUGCUAUUCCAUUUGGGAUAAUGUUUGCUUUGGUCUUUUUAUGGUUUGGGAUAUCUGUUCCCUUGGUUUUUGUUGGUAGUUACUUUGGCUACAAGAAGCCUGCAAUUGAGGAUCCAGUUAAGACAAGUAAAAUUCCCAGGCAAAUUCCAGAGCAGGCAUGGUACAUGCAACCAGUUUUCUAAAUAUUCAUUGGAGGCACAUUGCCAUUUGGAUCCGUUUUCAUUGAAUUGUUCUUCAUCUUAACCUCCAUCUGGUUACACCAAAUCUACUACAUUUUUGGGUUCCUUUUCAUAGUCUUUGUUAUCCGUAUUGUCACCUGUGCUGAGAUUACAAUAGUCCUCUACUACUUUCGGUUGUGCAGUGAAGACUACCAUUGGUGGUGGAGAGCUUAUCUGACUUCAGGCUCAUCUGCACUGUACCUAUUCUUAUAUGCUACAUUCUAUUUCUUCACUAAGCUGGAGAUCACAAAAGUUAUCUCAGGAAUCCUGUAUUUUAGCUACAUGACAAUUAUCUCAUAUGUGUUCUUCGUAUUGACUGGCAUGAUCGGGUUUUAUGCUUGUUUCCGGUUCCUGCGGACUAUUUAUGCAUCAAUAAAGAUUGACUAAAGCUCCAUAUUGUGGCCAA